UAAGUCCGGCUCAACAUGUGGCCGGGCGCCGGUACUUUCGAGCGAGCAGCAGAAGUAAACAUUCCAAGUUGUGAAGUGCACGUGCGAGGACCAGUCCGUUCCUGCGCCAUGGAAAAUAAUUCGCUGUUGUGCACCGAGAGUCUGAGCGUGAGCCGCGGCCAGCACGACCCGGUCAUCUUCGCUGACCAAAGGGUGCUGGACAACCUGCUGGCCGAAGAGGCCUGCACGCACAUCGAGCACAACUACUUCCAGACCCUGCAGAAGGACCUCACACCUAACAUGCGAUCUGUCGUCGUCGGCUGGAUGAUGGAGGUGUGCGAGGAGCUGUCCUGCGACCAGAAUGUGUACCCGCUGGCCGUGCGUUUGCUCGACCUCUUCCUCUCCAAAAUCCCGACGCAGAGGUGCAACCUGCAGCUCCUGGGGGCCACCUGUCUACACGUCGCCUCCAAACUCAGGAGCACCCAGCUGAUCUCCACAGAGACCAUGGUCUACUACACAGACAACAGUAUCAAGGCUGCUGAAAUGAACAAAUUGGAGUUGCUGCUUUUGGUGGUGCUGGGCUGGAACGUGACCCCGGUGACCUCGUCCGACUUCGUCGAACACAUUCUGACCAGGGUACCUUGGUCUUCUGAGAAAAAAGUCCUCAGGCAGCACGCCCACGUCCUCGCGCAGCUCUGCUGUUCCAAUGCUGACCCAGAACUGGUACGUCUGAGGCCAUCGGCCGUGGCGUGCGGGGCCUUGGUGGCCGCCGCUCGCGGCCUCAACAUUCCCUCAAAGGACAAGGUGUUAGCCCACGUGUGCCACCUGACCAAGACCAAGGAGGCGGACGUGUUGUACGUCGUUGACCGGGUGGAGGCGAACGUCCAGGAGCACCAGCGGACGGCCGCUAUGCAGCAGCAGAUGGCGCAGCAGCACCAGAAACUCGUGGCCAGCAGCAGCAGCUCGGGAAACUCUAGCCUGGCUUUGGACAUCAUCAUCGACGAGAACGACGACGCGGAGGCGUCCAAACCGAUUACGCCCACCGACAUCCAGGAUAUCUACUUCGACUGAUGAUGAUGAUGCUCCAAAGCCGCAAUACACGCAUAAAAAAGCAAAGUUUGUAAAAUGAGAAGCAAUUCCCCGAUCUCAACGACAGCGCCAACACACCACUUGUUUUCUUUUUGUUCGAAGCGAAAAAUUUUGCAGUACAAAGUUAUUUGAUGGAAAAAAUGGUCGGAAAUUUUGUGUUUAGCGCGUAAGUUGGAUUUAUUAUUGUGAGCCCGCAGCCGCCUUCUCUCUCGCACGUCGAAAAAUCCAGAGGGAGUUCUGUGUGAUAUGUCAUUUUCGACGGCAGGAGAAGCGGUUGCGGGAGUGAAAGGUUUUUUACAUAAAAUGGCUACAAAAACCAAAAAAAUAGCUGAUUUAUACAUUGUGUAAUUAUAAUAUUUUAUAUUAACGAGAUAUAAAUAUUGUAAUUUAUUUUGGUAGCAGCACUGCCCAAGAUGAGUGGAGUUCGCUCGAAAUCUGUGAUGAACAUUUAUGAUCGUAUAAAAUUAAGUGCCUUUCCUUAAAAUGUAAGCAGAGACCAACUCGUCAGAACGUUUUGUAACAGUUGUAAACAUUGUAGUUUGUACAUGAAGGUCAGUACAUGUGAAUUGAAAGUGCCUUUUUGUAAUUACUGUAAUUUUUGAACGUUUCUAGUCCCCUGCGACGGCAUAUUUUGAGAAAAAAAUCUUCUUUCCCUAUCAUCAGCUCUCUGUCUGUUAUUCACGAAACUAAUCGAUGAACAUGUUACCACAUUGCUUGUUAAAUUGUCAGCCCCAAAUUAAUGUCAAAAACGCUACCCUCGCGAUUGCAGUCGUCUGAUCGCACUCAAGCACCGAAGCAGCAAAGUGUCGGCAAGUGUCAAACACGGUGCUCGAUUAGAAAUGCCCUUAAUAGGUGUUAAGGUAUUAGCUAAUUUAUUUGUAACACACGUGUCUUCUUUUAGUUGUCAUCGCAUUGUAUUUAUCAUUUUUCCAGUCGUCUGUCACCAAUUUUAGUGUGCGUCAAAAUAAAAACCAAUAAAAUGAA
Cloeon dipterum is the source of this 2052-nucleotide messenger RNA. RefSeq names its product G1/S-specific cyclin-D2-like. The record is from RefSeq and is a predicted model, not a curated record. The coding region runs from base 16 to 1050 and encodes 344 amino acids. The transcript has 4 exons. Lineage: Eukaryota; Metazoa; Arthropoda; Insecta; Ephemeroptera; Baetidae. Gene Ontology annotation, cellular component: cyclin-dependent protein kinase holoenzyme complex; cytoplasm; nucleus. Gene Ontology annotation, biological process: regulation of cyclin-dependent protein serine/threonine kinase activity; mitotic cell cycle phase transition. Gene Ontology annotation, molecular function: cyclin-dependent protein serine/threonine kinase regulator activity.